UGACCAAAAAAGACACAAAUUGACCACAAAAUGAUCAAAAAAAGACAAAAUGAUCAAAAAACACACAAAAUGACCAAAAAAAGACAUUAAGUGACCAAAAAGACUAAAACACAUUAACACAUGAACACUUUAACACAGUGGAGACAGAGCUGACUUCCAAAAUGAUUUGGCGACCCCCAGAAAUCAUCUCGCGACCCCAAUUGGGGUCCCGACCCCAAGGUUGAGAAUAGCUGGUCUAGAUUCAUUAAGUAAACACUCGUAUGACAUGCAUUCAAGUAUAUUAAUGUAUUUAGAUGAAUUUUUCAUUAAAUGACAGUUGUUUUAAGAUAAGUAAUGCUACCUAGGACAGUUGCACCGAUGGACAAAUGUCAUGUUCAAAACAGAAUAUUUGCAUAGUUGAAGAACGAUACUCAUUGUUUGCAGAUGGAUUAGAUGUAGAAGAAUGAACUGCAUAUUAAAACAAUUUUAAUGAAAUAUUAUCAAAUUUUAGUAAUAUUUGUCACUGGGAACACAAAAAUUGAGCGUCACGUCAACCACCCCUGUAUCUUUUCAUGUAUGCCUUUCUUUGACUUGUCUUUGGGCUGAUUCUCUGUCUCUUCUCUGUUACUCUCAGUGGUUGUGAUCCAGCAGGUCUGAGUCAGCACCUUGGCCCGGUUCUACUGGUCCAACUGGUCCUGGGCUGGUGUCAGUGAUGGCGGACCAUCUGCCUCCUGCUCUGCUGGAAGCCUGUGUGGUUGUAGGAGCAUCUAGCGACAAACUCAGGGAGCUCUACCAGGCUAUUAACAAUAAUGCAACUCCAGAGCACCUCCUGCUGGAGCCGGAGGUUCUGCACCUCCUGGCGCCUCCCUUUGUCAGCAGACCACAAGCUGAGACUGAAGCAGCGAGGCCACACGGGAAGAGGAGGCGCUCCUUUCUCCGGAGGAAAAGGGAACAACCUGCUUCAUCAGCAGCAUCUCCCAGCCAAGCAGGAGGAAGAGGAGGUGGUGAAGAUGUUAAUGUUCCUCAAGACAUCGACCUCAUGGCUUUACCUCAACUCUGCUUCCCAGGUGGGCUCCAAAUAACCAGUAAACAGAAAGAAGAACAAUUCCACUUCCUGGUUUUCACUGAUGUCUUUGGCAACAAGACCCAUGGAGUAGUAAUGCAAUGUUACCGACCCAUACUGGAAGCGACAUCUGUCCUCCAGAAUGGAGCUGGGUCCUCAAAGAUGUCUCAGCUGUUCUCUGCCUACAGUUUCUGUGUCAUUUCUAAGUAUCCUUACUUCACUGCACUCAAGGACUGUCUGUCAUGUCUGUUGAUCCAGCUGAGGACAUGUUGUUUAUCGGACAUGGAGGGGACAGUGAAGGAGUUUGCAGCCAAACUGGCUCUAGUGCCUAUUCCCCCUCCUGGACAACUACAUGUGAUGUUUAACUUGCGUCCUCUGACCAUCGUAUUACCAUCCAGAGAAGACAAAGACCACCCAGCUGUAGAUUUAGACCUCCAUCUGCCUUUCUUCUCCUUCAGGCCUCAACAGCUACUACAGGUGUUAACUUGUCUCCUGCAGGAGCAGCGGGUGGUGUUAUUUUCUGCUGAUUGGGCCAGACUCACUCUGAUGGCAGAGAGCUUCUUGAUUUUUCUGCAGCCUCUGCUGUGGCAGCAGCCGUAUGUUCCUGUCCUGGCCAGAGGCAUGCUGGACUUCCUCAUGGCUCCUACGGCGUUCCUCAUGGGCUGCCACCUCAGCCAUUUUGAAGAGGUUGCUAUUGAAACAGAUGAUCUGAUCCUAAUCAACAUUGAUAACGGAAGUGUCUCCACUUCUUGUUCUGAGACUCUUGACCUCCCAGAGAUUCCUCCGGCUGCUGCAGAAUGCUUCACACAGAGGUGUCAGUCCCUGCAGAUACAUUUUGACUUGUAUCAGUGCCACCGUGCAACCUGCACUGACAUCAGUGAGCAGCGAGCUCAGAGAAGAGCCUGGCAACACAACCUCAACCACGAAAUCCAGAGGAUCACACUGGAGCUGAUUGUCAACAUAUUCAGGGAUGUUAGCAGUCAUCUGAACUAUGAGCAUCGAGUGUUCAACAGUGAAGAGUUCCUGAAAACCAGAGAGCCAGCCGAACAGCUGUUUUACAAAAACGUGUUGGAGACCUACAUCUUCCAUUCCUUCCUCAAGGAUCGUCUCAACAGGAAGAUGGACAAAUUUGCUCGAAUGGAACUCAGCACUCGUUCUGCUAUGCAAAAGAUGAAGGCUAUGGUUGAGGUCCCACGCAGACCCACCAUGCAGGAGAUUCAAGCUCGGAGAAGAAGCUCUAUAGAAAACAAUCUGAGUAAGAGACUGGGGAUGAGCCUGCCCAACCUCAGAGAUGACCAAACCUUCGGCUUCCACAGAAACUCGCUGCUGAGCGGGAUCAUCAUGUCUGAACCUGUGCUGAGAACGUCUCCUAAACCGACAAAGGUCUUUGAGCUGCCAGACUUCCCAGCCUCUCUGUCCUUCCACUCUGUCCAAAGUUAUUACAGUGAGCUGAUCCAGCAUCUUGGCAAAGCCAUCUUCUCUAUCCAGAACGAGAACUCUACUCUGCUGGCCAGGUUCUACUACUUGCGUGGUAUCAUUAACACUUUGUGUUGGCGGCGGCUGGACGCUCUGAGCGAUUUCCAGAACCUCUACAAGACGGACACGGCCAUCUUCCCCACACAGCUGGUCAUGUGGCUGGUCGACUCGCUUCAACGAGAUGAGAGACGACAAGCCGACAGACGACCUGAUCUCAAGAGACUCAUCCUCAAGGUGAAGACAGAGAAUCAGAAGCUUUUGGUGCAGCCGGAUGACCACGUCAAGAAGUUUGAGCUUCCCCGAAAGCAUCUGCAUCAGGAAGAGUUUGUGCGUUGUGUUCAGGAGUCUGGGAUUGUAAAGGACGUAGCAACCAUACACCGAUUAUUCGACGCUCUCACUGAUGGCCAGUCAAAGCAUGUGGACCCUGAACUCUUCAGAGUCUUCUACACCGUCUGGAAGGAGACGGAGGCCGAGGCACAAGAUGUCAACCUGCCCGCUGAGGUCAUUGACCAUCUUGACAACAGCGAGUGCGUCUUCAAGUUGUCGUCGUGUGUCAAGACCUCCCACGGCGUUGGUAAAAUCGCCAUGACGCAGAAACGUCUGUUCCUGCUGACCGUGGGACGACAGGGCUUCCUGGAUAUCACAAAGUUCAGAGACAUAAAGGAGGUGAAGAAAGCCUCAGCUCCCUUUCUCCUUGGUCGUAUCCCCUCCCUUCGUAUCCAGACCUCCAGCAGGCUGGAGGUGUUUGAGGCCAAUCUGAAGACAGAGACUGAGCUCUGGAACCUGAUGGUGAAGGAGAUGUGGGCUGGACGCAAGAUAGCCGACCAACACAAGGACCCUCAGUACAUGACUCAGGCUCUGACCAACGUCCUGUUAAUGGAUGCUGUGAUGAGCUGCCUGCAGACACAGAGGUCCUUUCUUGCUGCCUCAAAGCUGGUCUACUUUGACAAGAUAAAACAUGAAGUACCAAUGAUGGUGCCCAAAACUACCUCAGAGACUUUAAAACACAAGAUCAACCCAUCGCUGGACCUGGCUGAACCUCAGACUGUGCAUGUGCUGCUGUACACACCAGGUCAGCUGACUUGCAAUGACUCAGAAGGAGAGAUGAACCCUAAACUCUGGGUGGCUCUCAGUGGGGGCAAGGUGGUUGUGUUCGAUGCUGCUAGCUGGACCAUGCUGCAGGACUGCAUCCAGGUCGGAGAGUCGCAGCUGAACUGCAUGCUGGGAUUGGUGCAGGAGCAGGUCUGGGUCGGCUCUCAGGACUCUGUGAUCUACAUCAUUGACACUCACAGCAUGUCCUGCAACAAACAGCUGACGGAGCACAGACAUGAAGUGACUGGACUCACAGUGGACUCCAGAGAUCAACACAGCAGUCAGCAGACAUACUCCUGCAGCUCUGAUGGGACUAUUCUUCAGUGGGACUCUGUCAGUCUCAAAGUGAAGCGUCAGUUCCACCUCAGCUGUGACCGUCUCUGCUCCAUACAGAUCUUUGAUGGCACGCUGUGGUGUUGUUGUGGUGACAGCAUUGUGGAACUGAAAAAGAGCGGGACUCCACAAAGAAGAAUGGCACUUCCUGAUGACAUAAAGACAAUCCCCAGUAGCUUCAGCAGCUUCGUCGUCAUCCCAGAGAGAGGCCAGCUGUGGACGGGCUGUGCAGACUUGGGGGAGCUGUGUCUCUGGAACACUAAGAACCACCGACAACCUUCCAAGAGAAUCUCCCUGCCGGGCACUUCAGGGGUCACCUGUAUGAUCCGAGUCAAGGACCAGAUCUGGGUGGGCUGCCGUGGCUGGAGCGGUAUCGGAGGUCAGUGUGACGGUCAGCUGAGGAGUCAGGUGUUGGUGAUGGACGCAGAGAGCUUCACUGUGUCCAAGGAGCUGCAGGCACAUUCAGACAGCAUCCAUUCGCUCUGCUCUGCUGAGGACCGCUACGUCCUGAGUGGCUCUGCACGCCGCGAUGGAAAGAUCGCCAUCUGGAAAGUCGAGUAGAGCAGUAGUUCUCAACCUUUUUGAGUCGCGACCCCCAAUUUAACAUGCAUGUUGUCCGCGACCUCCGCUCACUGAACAGAAUCUCACACGCACAGUUCAGAUCACCCAAAAAAGAACCAAAAUGACCAAAAAAGACACAAAUUGACCACAAAAUGAUCAAAAAAGACAUUAAAUGACCGAAAAAAGCCAGAAAAUGGCCAGAAAAGACACAAAAUGACCCAAAAAAAAGACACAAAAUGACCAAAAAAGACACAAAAUGACCGAAAAAAGACACAAAAUGACCAAGAAAGACACAAAAUGACCAAAAUUACACAAAUUGACCUCAAAAUGACCAAAAAAGACACAAAAUGACAAUAAAAACACACACAAAAUGACCAAAAAAAGACAUGAAAUGACCAAAGACUAAAACACAUGAACACUUUAACACAGUGGAGACAGAGCUGACUUCCAAAAUGAUUUGGCGACCCCCAGAAAUCAUCUUGCGACCCCAAUUGGGGUCCCGACCCCAAGGUUGAGAAUAGCUGGAGUAGAGAACAGAGAUGGAGAAAGCACAAGAGAGAAGAGAAGAAGAAACAAAAAGGCACAUGUGAGCACAACACAAGGUGCGAUAAAUAUUAACCCUUUGAGUAAUCAACUGUGAAAACAAGAUCAUUCUGUCGGGGGAGAAAUGAUGAGUAAAAGUGAUUAAUGAAUGCAGUUGCAGAUUUAAGUACUUUUCUCUAACUUGGAGUAUCUUUUUGUAGCCAUAUUUCAAGGGUUAAUGAUAAAAGCAGCUGUUAAAGAUGAUAUUUUGGGACUCUUCUGGAAGAAAGAGUCCUUGAACAAAUGCAUACUGUACGUGACAAAGACUUGGUUUCUGACAAAUGCUGAUUUUUUUUUUUUUUCGUAUUAGAAACCUUCUACAUGCAUAAGAUGUGAAAAAAGGUUGCGUCUGUGCCUUUAAGUAUGUUUUAAAAACUACAUUUUUUUAGGUCAACAGCAGUAAGAUAUUUAAAUGAAUGUUAUUUGUGUUUCUUUAUCAAGCACUGAGAAUAAAUUACACGUUUAGGUAUCAUGUAGUAUUUGUUUGUGUGUGUAUAUGAAGUGACAGAUGCAACCUUCUGUUUCACAGUCAGUUUUUAGAAAGUGUUUAACACAUCACCUGAAGAAUGAUUGCCCUUUUGAAAAUGUUGACAGUCAACUUUCUGUCUGCUAUGACAUGUUGAUUUUCCUUUUCAGCUUUCUAUCCUUUAUGUACUGUAAUUUAAGGCAAAUUUUCCCGUGAUAAAUAAUUUCUUGCUGUAAUUUUUGACUGAAAUCCAUUUAGUUCCACCACAAUUAUAUGUUAAUUCGUCAAUAAUGCAUUGAUUUAUUCUGGUGAAAAAUCAAAUCACUCUUUGAAUAAUCUGUUUGCACACACUGUAUAUUCAUAGACAAGACAAUGUUGUGUGCCAUCAAUUCAACUUUAAACUGGAUAAACCAAUUUCCGGAGAGAAAGAUUAAACACAAGAUACAACCUUUAAAACAUAACAACAAUAAAGAAUACAAAAAAGUU
This is a messenger RNA of Centropristis striata (black sea bass), 6038 nucleotides long. RefSeq names its product DENN domain-containing protein 3-like. Gene Ontology annotation, biological process: regulation of Rab protein signal transduction. Gene Ontology annotation, molecular function: protein binding. Bases 692 to 4504 code for a protein of 1270 amino acids. The record is from RefSeq and is a predicted model, not a curated record. Lineage: Eukaryota; Metazoa; Chordata; Actinopteri; Perciformes; Serranidae. The transcript is spliced from 27 exons. Gene Ontology annotation, cellular component: cytoplasmic vesicle.